Molecule: messenger RNA, 612 nt
Organism: Meyerozyma guilliermondii ATCC 6260
Lineage: Eukaryota; Fungi; Ascomycota; Pichiomycetes; Serinales; Debaryomycetaceae
Gene: CPR3
Product: peptidylprolyl isomerase
Exons: 1
Coding region: 1-612 (203 amino acids)
Biological process (GO): protein peptidyl-prolyl isomerization; protein folding
Molecular function (GO): peptidyl-prolyl cis-trans isomerase activity
Source: RefSeq, a predicted model, not a curated record
AUGGCUCGCACCCGCACUACAUAUAGUCUCAAUUUUCGUCGCAAACUCCAACUUUUCAUCAUGUUUAAAACCAUUGGAUCUACCGCUAGACAUUUCUCUACCACCUCCAGAGUGUUGAGAACCAAAGUGUUCAUCACCCCUUCCAUUGGUGGCCAGCUUCAGUCUCCAAUCAAAUUCGAAUUAUAUGACGAUGUUGUUCCCAAAACUGCCGAGAACUUUAGAGCCUUGUGUACUGGCGAAAAGGGUUUCGGAUACAAUGGUUCUAUUUUCCACAGAGUUAUCCCAAGCUUCAUGUUGCAAGGUGGAGAUUUUGAGACCGGAAAAGGUUACGGAGGAAAAUCAAUUUACGGUAAAAAAUUUGAAGAUGAAAACUUCAACAUCAGACACACCAAGCCUGGCUUGUUGAGUAUGGCCAAUGCCGGACCCAACACCAAUGGAUCGCAAUUUUUCAUCACCACUGUUCCAUGUCCAUGGUUGGAUGGAAAGCAUGUAGUUUUUGGUGAGGUUAUUGAAGGUAUGGACACCGUCAAGAAGAUCGAAGGUGUUGGAUCAAACGGUGGUCAAACCAGAGCUCCUGUCGUUAUCGAGGACUGCGGUGAAGCCAAGGACUAA